CGAUGGAUUCCUAGAGAGGAAGAAAAUCUGGGGUGGAGUUUGGGGGGUCUUAGGAGGGUGGGGAAAAAAAGAAAGGAACGUUUCGGUGCGGGGAUGCUGGCAGCGGCGUUGGCAGAAAGGGGUUGAGAUGGACCCUGCUCUCCCUCCGGAUCUUUCUGAGGGUAAAAGAUUUACCUGCAAGACAACUAUCAACCGAUAAUAGAAAUUCAGCCCAAGGCAGAAGCCGUCAGAAAGGAUGGAGCCUGGGAAACUCUUGGAUCCCCCGUCAGGCACAAGCAGCACUUUGAAAAACCACAAAUGUCUGGAAUGUGGGACAUUUUUCUGUGAGGAAGCCACUCUCACAAACCACGAGAGAAUUCACACAGGGGAGAAAAACAAAAAGUGCCUUGAAUGUGGGACGUGUUUUUCCGUAAAAUCAAACUUGCUGCAACAUCAGAGGCUUCACACUGGAGAGAGACCCUAUGAAUGCCCAGAAGGUGAGAAACGAUUUGUAAAUUCUUCCGAACUUCAGAAACACCAGAAUGGCCACAAUGAGGAAAAACCCUAUAAAUGUGGGGAGUGUGGAGAAAGUUUUCUUAAACAAAGGAUGUUUCAGAAUCAUGAGAGAAUCCACACAGGGGAGAAGCCAUUCAAAUGUGUGGAGUGUGGGAUGUGCUUUUCCCAAAAACCCAACCUUGGAAGGCAUCAGAGGCUCCACACGGGAGAGAAGCCAUACAGAUGUGUAGAAUGUGGAAAAUCUUUUACUCGAAAUGGAGACCUUUGGAGUCAUCAUAAAACCCACACAGGGGAGAAGCCAUAUCGAUGCAACGAAUGUGGACAAUCUUAUCGUACCACAUCAAGCCUUCGAAGUCAUGUGAAAAUUCACACAGGGGAAAAAAACUACAAAUGUUUAGAGUGCGGGAGAACAUUUGUUAAUUCAUCUAAUCUUAAAAGUCACAGCCGAAUCCAUACAGGAGAGAAGCCCCAUAAAUGCUUGGAGUGCAAUAAAUGUUUUUCUCAAAAAAGUAAUCUUAUGAUACAUCAGAAAAUCCACACUGGAGAGAAACCUUAUCAAUGUCUGGAAUGUGGGAAACCUUUUCUUCAAAUAGGAAGUCUUAAAAUCCACGAGAGGACUCACACAGGGGAGAAACCUUACAAGUGUUGGGAAUGUGGGAAGAGCUUUUCUCAGAAGGCAAAUCUUUGGGUCCAUGAGAAGAUCCAUGCAGGAAUCAAACCUUACAAAUGCUUUGAGUGUGGAAAAUGUUUCACUGAGAGCUCAUCACUUCGGAGUCACUGGAAAACACACACACGGGAGAAAAAUGAAAAGUGCCCAGAAUGUGGGAAAUGUUUUACCUUGAAAUCAAACCUGCUGCAACAUCAGAGGCUUCACACGGGAGAGAGACCCUAUGAAUGCCCAGAAUGUGAGAAACGAUUUGUAAAUUCUUCUGAACUUCAUAGACAUCAGGAAUGGCACAAAGAGGAGAAACUCUAUAAAUGUGGGGAGUGUGGGAAAAGCUUUAUUUCGCAGUACCGUGUUCAGAUUCAUCAGAGAAUCCACACAGGGGAGAAGCCGUACAAAUGUGUAGAGUGUGGGAAAUGUUUUAUCCAAAAAUGUGACCUUGGAAGGCAUCAGAAGGUCCACACGGGAGAGAAGCCAUACAGAUGCGUAGAAUGUGGAAAAUCUUUUGGUUAUAAGGAACUACUUUGGAGCCAUCAGAAAAUUCACACAGGGGAGAAGCCAUAUCAAUGCGUCGAGUGUGGGAGAUUUUAUCGUACCACAUCAGCCCUUAGAAGUCAUGUGAACAUUCACACAGGGAAAAAAAACUACAAAUGUUUAGAUUGUGGGAGAACAUUUGCUCAUUCAUGUUCCCUUCGAAGUCACAGCCGAAUCCAUACAGGAGAGAAACCCCAUAAAUGCUCAGAGUGUGAUAAAUGUUUUUCCCGGAAAGUUACUCUUUCGAAGCAUCAGAGAAUCCACACUGGGGGAAAACCACAUAAAUGUCUGGAGUGUGGGAAAUGUUUUGCCCAACCUUCAGCAGUUUGCAUGCACACCAUAAAUCACGCAGGAGAGUGACCUUACAAAGGGCCUCUGGUGGCUCAGACUGCUAAGACAAUUUUAUCUAUGGGGAUUCUCAGUCAUCCAGGUCACAAAGGUGCUUUUUUUCAGGAGGCACACUUGGGUUGUCCCAAAGGUCCUUGAGUGGCUCAGACUGCUAAGACAGUCUGUUAUUAACAGCAGCUGCUUGCAAUUACUGCAGGUUCAAGUCCCACCAGGCCCAAGGUUGACUCAGCCUUCCAUCCUUUAUAAGGUAGGUAAAAUGAGGACCCAGAUUGUUGGGGGCAAUAAGUUGACUUUGUAUAUAAUAUACAAAUGGAUGAAGACUAUUGCUAACAUAGUGUAAGCCGCCCUGAGUCUUCAGAGAAGGGCGGGAUAUAAAUGCAAAUAAAAUAAAUAAAUAAAAAAAAUGUGCAGAGGGCUAUAAAUCUUUUCAUUGAAAAUCACAGCCAAAAAUCACACCAGAAAGUCCACAGCAGCGAUAAAUCUCUUCCAUUGGGAACAAUGUUGGGAAUACUUUUUUUCAACAGUCACACCUCGCAAUUCAGCAAAAACGUCACACAGUGACAAAAGCAAAAUCAUACAAUUGUUUGGUGUGGGGAAAAUGUUUUUCCUAGUCAAAUAACCUUAAAUACCAAUAGAGUAGGAGUCUCCAACCUUGGCCGC
Molecule: messenger RNA, 2701 nt
Organism: Ahaetulla prasina
Lineage: Eukaryota; Metazoa; Chordata; Lepidosauria; Squamata; Colubridae
Product: zinc finger protein 260-like
Exons: 2
Coding region: 236-2053 (605 amino acids)
Source: RefSeq, a predicted model, not a curated record